Molecule: messenger RNA, 1817 nt
Organism: Cyprinodon tularosa
Lineage: Eukaryota; Metazoa; Chordata; Actinopteri; Cyprinodontiformes; Cyprinodontidae
Product: putative nuclease HARBI1
Exons: 4
Coding region: 58-1368 (436 amino acids)
Source: RefSeq, a predicted model, not a curated record
AAGUAAACAUAAAGGAAGAAUAGUAGCUCUUGUUUACUGCUUGUUUGAUUCCUCAGGAUGGAAGAAGAGGAGCAGCAGCAGCGUUCAUUAAUGUUUCUCCUGACUUACAUGCUGCUGAAGCGCAGGAGGGAUCUAAACAACGCAGACGCUCAGAGACGCAGCGAAAUCCAGAGGCGCAUCCGGCAUCGGCAGUAUUUCUUCCAGAGACAGAGGAGGAUGCUGAUGAUCAUGAUUGCAGGAGGAAUCCGCUCCAACAUCCGCAUGCGCACCCGGCCCUGGACCAACACUCCCCGCUCUGACUGGUGGGAGCGGGUGGUGAUGACGGAAUUCCAGCCCUAUGAUUGGCUGGAUAAGUUUCGGAUGAGCCGGGAGACCUUCUUCUACCUCUGCGACAGGCUGAGGCCCCGUCUAGCUCGCCAGGACACCAGCUUCCGCCUGGCGCUGCCGGUGGAGAAGCGUGUGGCCGUGGCCCUGUGGCGCCUCGCAUCCAACGUGGAGUACCGCACCAUCAGCACCCUGUUCGGCGUGGGGAAGUCCACUGUGUGUAGGUGUGUUAGAGACAUGUGCCACGCCAUCGUGGCUCUCCUCAGCUCCACCUAUCUGCGGACACCCACCGAGCAGGAGCUGGAGGAAUCGGCUCAGCUCUUUCACUCGUUCUCUGGCUUCCCACAUUGUGUUGCUGCUAUCACAACACUACACACAGCUAUCAUCACCCCAUCGAGCAACGCGUCUGACUACGCCAACCCUGCAGGCUGGCUCUCUGUCCUCUCUCAGGUGGCUAUCAGCGGCCGAGGGCACUUCUGGGAUGUGUGUGCCAGUUUCCCAGGUGGGACAGAUCCAGCUGAGAUCUUACAAAACUCAUCUUUGUGGUUCACAGCUGCAGAAGGUGGACUCUCACCUGCCACAACACCCAUCUUCAUGGGGAAACAACUAAGGUAUGUGCUGCUGGGGGAGGCCUGCUACCCUCUUCAGAGCUGGCUGAUGAGAGCGUAUUCGGAGCCAAAGAGCCAAAGGGGAUGCCGCGUAGAGCUGACGGAGCUGCAGCAGCUCUUCAACCGCGGCCUCAACAGAGCGCUGCGUGCCACGGAGGAGGUGCUGCUGAGGCUCAGGGCACGCUGGCAGUGCCUGAGCAAGAGGAACGACUGCGGGCUGGACGUGGUCCCCACCAUGAUCCUUGCCUGUUGCAUCCUGCACAACAUGUGCGAGUCCCAUGGGGAUUCCUUUAAAGCGGAGUGGCAGGAGGAGGUGUGCGGGGCAGAGAACCCGCAGCCUGGCUACAAACCCUCAGCCCCGAGCAGCACGGACCAAAUCGGUGCUGAGGAGGUCAGGGGCCUCUUCUGUGACUAUUUCCAGCUGCAAAGCACCUGACUACAGUCAAUGAAAAACGAGAUGGAAUCAGUUUGUCAUUAUGAAACACAGUAUAUAAACUACUGAAACUGUCCAUAAUGCAUUUAAUGCCUUAGCACUAUUUUAGAUGUGGGUCAAAAAUGCUAUUGUGUGAUAUCUUAACUUCAAACCUCAGUGUUGAGUUAUAUGUGUAUUUCAAUGUUUGAUCCUUUUGGCUUCCAAUAAGGCCAGAUCAGAACCAUCCUUCUGCAGAACUAUGCAGUUGUUAAAUGUACAGCUUGUACCUGUUGUUUUAAACAUGGAGUAUGUCAAGUCAAAGCUAUUUGUGUGUAUACUACCAGAUAAUCACAAGUGCAUUGAUGCAGUUGCUCAAAUGAUCCUACUACUACUUCAGUGUUUAAAACUUUAACAACUUAAAACUUAAAAAAAUAAACAGUAUUAUUUGGGAUUCCAUGUAAUAAAAAAGACAA